AAGGGGCUGAGGCACCCCCACCCCCACCCCGGGCUUCUUCACUAAAUUCCUCUCUCUCACCCUCAUUGACCUGAGCUGCCCAUUCUCUUUGGACCUACCUAGGACUACUGAAUCUGUGACUCUGGAAUGCGAAAGAGCUGAACUUAGGUAGAAAAAUGGCUGACGAAAUGUACUGUGAUUCAGAAGACAAUGUUAUCAACCUUAUAGAGAUAGAGUUUCGAGAUGGUACCCUUUACUUCAAAGCUGAAGACGAUGAUCUCCUGCAAUCAGAUGACUUCCAAAAGCUCGAAGACCCCAAAAAAGCAAUCUUAAGAAACUUGAACAAUCAAGUUCUCAUGAAAAAAAGUGGGAUGGACAUAGCUGUUCUCGAGGAUAUGACUGAUUAUGAGAUUCAAGCAAAUGCACCGCAAACUAUUUUUAUAAUGCAAGCCUAUAAAGAGACUGAGCCCAGCGGUAUGGCAAUAGCCAUCUUGGUGAAGAGUAAAAACCAGAUUUAUAGUCUGUCCUGCCAGAACAAAGAACUUCACUUUAAGGAAGGUGCUACUCCAAAUCAUAUUGCAGCUACAAAAAGUGAUUUUAUAUUCUACCAAAAGAAGGUUAUAGGUCAUGAGAAGAUGCAAUUUGAGUCUUCGUUGUACCCAGGAUAUUUUCUGGCUUGUAAGAAGGAACAGCAGGGCUAUUUUAAACUUGUUUUAAAAGAAGGCUAUCAAGAAGAUGAUGAGUUUAUGAUGUUUAUUGUUCAAUAUUGCUAGAAAAAAAAAGACACAUAAAACCACUUUGAAAAAAUGUCUUGGGACAACAGAGAAAUAAAAUAUAUGAGUAGAAAAUAUAUCCCCAUACAUAAAAAUUCUCAGUGACUUGAGAGUUCUAAAAAAAAUUCAUCCACAUAAUUAAAAUGGCAAAAUCAAGAAAUAAAGACCCAGUACAAUGAGCACAAUGAUAUAAACAAAACAAAGGUAUAUGUGACUCUUGUAUCAUAGCUGGUCACACUCCCAGUGUGACUUUGGGCAAGGCCAAUUCAACUAACCUUUCUGAGCCUCAGUUUCCUUACUCUUACCUCUUCACAAACUCUGCAUUUCAAACAAACAGAAUUCCUGUUUCCUGACAUUUUCCUACCUGUGUGCCAUAUAAGUACACAAGCCAUCCCCCUUGCCUAAUCUGCACUUUGGCUCAUCUUGGCUUUUCUCCCAUCAUGGCUCAUUCCAAGAACCUCCAUGGAGCCUCCCCUGAGCCCUCCAACUGGAGUUAUCUCUCACUUCUCAGCUAUUCUCAGAGCACUUCCCCUAAUAUUUAUUUUGCCUUUCAUCUCCUAGAUCAACAGACUCAACACCCUGAUGUCAUCUUCAACCUUCAUUUAUUCAACAAAUCUUUAUUUUGUAAGGCCCCCAUCUCCUUUCUCCCUGGGAUAGUCAGGCACCAAGUUCUAUCCAUUUCCUCCCUUGUAACAGCUCCUAUAUUCAUUAUUCCCUUCCCAUUCCCAUUCCUAUUGCCCACAUGCUGACCCAUGCCUUCAUUUCCUCACAUUUAGGUGGGAUGUGUUGGGAAAUAUUUAACAACUGGCUCUCUAAGCGGGACAAGUUUAAUCUGGAUUAUUAACAUUUUAUCCAUUGCUUUCUUAAGUCAAUAAUCAAGAAAACAGUAAAGCAAACCCUGAUUUGUAACAUUUUCAAAUUUCUAAUGUAUAAAUGGUGUAAGGGGCUAAAUUCUAGCUAUACUGUCUAAAAUAUCUAAUAAGUGGUCACCAAUAAAUC
Molecule: messenger RNA, 1751 nt
Organism: Dromiciops gliroides (monito del monte)
Lineage: Eukaryota; Metazoa; Chordata; Mammalia; Microbiotheria; Microbiotheriidae
Gene: IL18
Product: interleukin 18
Exons: 6
Coding region: 156-752 (198 amino acids)
Biological process (GO): immune response; inflammatory response
Molecular function (GO): cytokine activity
Source: RefSeq, a predicted model, not a curated record